UGACAGCAACAUGGUGUAUUGAGUGGAAUCCUCAUUUUCCUUUCCAUCCUCAAAAAUCCUCUCUUUCCUCUACUUAUUGCAUGCAUGUUUGUGAAAGAAAAUAAGGAUACUAUAAAAGAGAAAGGACAACUACAAUACAUAUAGACAUAUGGUUAGAGCUCGGUCGCUAAAUUCACAGAAACUCAGAGAACACCCAUCCGUCUCUCCUCCCAACAAUCUCUAGUCCAUGAUCUAAAUGGCUCUAACAAAGGAGCUGAACCAGAGAGCCAAGGCUGUUGCAACUACGGCUGCGUGGGUGGUUUGUUGGGGACUCUUCACCGUCAUUGAUGUCGGCAGCGCAGAAAGACUUCUGAGAGCGACCGAGCCAGGUUAUUUCGUUGAGAAAGAAAUGAGACAUGGGUUUGUUGUCAGACUGCUUCAUUUCUUCUGGCAGACUGGAAAAUCUUCUUAUCAACCUGUUUGGCCAGAGAUGGAGUUGGGGUGGAGAAUCGUGCUGGGAUCAGUGAUCGGAUUCUUUGGUGCAGCUUUAGGGAGUGUUGGAGGGGUUGGUGGCGGUGGAAUUUUUGUUCCAAUGCUUACUUUGAUCAUUGGUUUUGAUCCUAAGUCUUCUACUGCCAUUUCCAAAUGUAUGAUAAUGGGUGCAGCAGGCUCGACAGUGUACUACAAUCUAAGACUAAGACACCCAACACUAGACAUGCCCUUGAUAGAUUAUGACCUAGCAUUGCUAUUUCAGCCUAUGCUCAUGCUUGGUAUCAGCAUUGGAGUCACCUUCAACGUUAUGUUUGCUGAUUGGAUGGUCACCGUUCUUCUCAUCAUCCUUUUCUUAGGUACAUCAAGUAAAGCAUUAUUCAAAGCCAUAGAAACAUGGAAGAAAGAGACAAUGAUGAAAAAGGAAGCAGCCAAGCAGUUGGAAUCGGAAUCCAAAGCACUUGAUGGCUCAGGAGAGGAAUACAAACCACUUCCCAGUGGUCCAGGUGCUUCAGCUAAUGAGGAGGUUCCCCUGCAAUACAACAUUUACUGGAAAGAGUUAGGACUACUAGUGUUUGUUUGGGUGGCUUUCCUCGCAGUUCAGGUCAUGAUGACAUAUACAGUAACCUGCUCUGUCAAAUACUGGAUUUUGAACUUCUUGCAGGUACCAAUUGCUGUCUCUGUUACGCUUUAUGAAGCCGUAUGCUUAUACAAAGGCACCAGGGUGAUUGCUUCCAAGGGUAAAGAAAUCACAAACUGGAAGGCACACAUGCUUUUUCUUUACUGUUGUUGCGGAAUAGUAGCUGGCAUGGUGGGCGGAUUGCUUGGGCUAGGAGGAGGCUUCAUCUUGGGACCCCUUUUCCUAGAAUUGGGAAUUCCUCCUCAGCAGGUGGCAAGUGCAACAUCAACCUUUGCAAUGGUCUUCUCGUCUUCCAUGUCAGUUGUACAAUAUUACCUUCUGAAACGUUUCCCAGUCCCAUAUGCUGCUUAUUUUGUUUUAGUAGCUACAAUUGCUGCUUUUACUGGUCAGCAUGUAGUGAGAAGAGUCAUAGGACUACUUGGAAGGGCAUCCAUAAUCAUCUUCAUACUGGCUCUGACAAUCUUUGUGAGCGCGAUAAGUUUAGGCGGUGUGGGAAUAGCAAAUAUGGUCGAGAAGCUGGAGAAUCAAGAGUACAUGGGGUUUGACAAUCUAUGUAACCAGUCUUAAAUAUGAUUUGCAUUUCUAUGGCUGUGAAAUUUCUCAUUCAGAGUAACUUCAUGCACACUACAUUUCUCUUUACAUAGUCAGUCAAGUAUUUGUCCAUUGGUUUUCAAGCAAAGAUUGUAACUUAUUUAUGUUUAUAGAUGCAAAAUUCAUUUUACCAGUGUCUGCUAAAACCUCAAUAGCAGGGUCUAUCGUGUUUUGGUGAGUCUCAUUAGUUAUGUGAGAAAAUUGGCAAUCAGUUUUGUUCUAAGAGUUCUGUAAAACAAUCAUUUGGUGCAAUAUAAGUAGAAAAUACCAAGGUUUUACAUUU
This is a messenger RNA of Camellia sinensis, 1982 nucleotides long. Its product is annotated as sulfite exporter TauE/SafE family protein 3. Gene Ontology annotation, cellular component: Cul4A-RING E3 ubiquitin ligase complex; membrane. The record is from RefSeq and is a predicted model, not a curated record. Gene Ontology annotation, biological process: protein ubiquitination. Lineage: Eukaryota; Viridiplantae; Streptophyta; Magnoliopsida; Ericales; Theaceae.